AUGCUUCUCUUACAGGAAAGGACUUUGACAUCUUCAGCUUCUGUGAGCAGCAUGUGAAAGCAGGCCUGUUCUUGUGCAGAUCUCAGAUGGACAGCUGUAGUUAUUCAGUGACUUUUCCUCCACAAUCCUUUUCUAUUUCUCAGGGGACACAACCUCUUCACACACUCUACUGUGAUAAAAAUGAACUGUUGUCUUCGUUGAAAAGAAGUGGUAUAAGGUCCAUCUAACACAUGCCACUCAAAACUGUUACUUAAAGUCUACUGAAAAUUUUGUGGCUGGAGGAAAGCAGAAAGGAGGGACACUUGAAAGAAAAACAGAAGACAAUUGUCCAGUAAGCAGGUUUGAGAUGGUACUAUGGCUGCGUUUUAUGUAGCAGAAUGAGGAGCUCUGAGACUAAGCUGCCACUGCUGUCUGAUGAUGCCACCACCGUAUUGAAAACCAGAAAAAGUCAUUGAGCAUUUUUUUCCUGUAAAAAGUCUUCACCUGCAGAUGGAAGGACAGUAGAAAGAUGGAUGUCUUGUAGCCUGUUGCCAAAUCCUCCCACUGCUGAACAUCCAGCAGUACUUCUACAUGAUCCCAUGACUCUUGAUAUGGAUGCGGUCCUGUCAGACUUUGUUCGGUCCACAGGGGCAGAACCGGGUUUGGCAAGAGACUUGCUAGAAGGCAAAAAUUGGGAUUUGACUGCCGCCCUGAGUGACUAUGAGCAGCUUCGGCAGGUUCAUACAGCUAAUCUGCCACAAGCAUUCAAUGAAGGGAAGUAUCCUAAGCCGCAGCAGGAAACGGAUCCUUCCCAACAGGUGAACAAGAGUGAACGACCAUCACUUCAAAGACAGGAUGACAUUGCUCAAGAAAAGAGGCUGUCUAGAGGAAUUUCUCAUGCCAGCUCAGCCAUAGUCUCCCUUGCUCGGUCCCAUGUGGCCAGCGAAUGCAACAAUGAACAUUUCCCUUUGGAGAUGCCCAUCUACACAUUCCAGCUCCCUGACCUUAGUGUUUACAGUGAAGACUUUAGAAGCUUCAUUGAGCGGGACUUGAUUGAGCAAGCAACCAUGGCUGCUCUGGAACAAGCUGGUCGUCUUAACUGGUGGUCCACAGUGUGUACAAGCUGCAAACGCCUUCUGCCACUGGCCACCACAGGGGAUGGCAACUGCCUGUUGCAUGCGGCUUCCCUAGGAAUGUGGGGGUUUCAUGACCGGGACCUCGUAUUACGGAAAGCACUUUACACAAUGAUGCGAAGUGGUGCUGAAAGGGAAGCCCUGAAGAGAAGGUGGAGGUGGCAGCAGACACAGCAAAAUAAAGAGUCAGGGUUAGUUUACACAGAAGAAGAGUGGGAACGGGAGUGGAAUGAACUGCUCAAACUGGCUUCGAGUGAACCACGAACUCACUUCAGCAAAAAUGGAGGCACUGGAGGCGGAGUUGACAACUCUGAAGAUCCUGUGUAUGAGAGCCUAGAGGAGUUCCAUGUUUUUGUCCUGGCACAUAUAUUAAGGCGACCGAUUGUUGUUGUUGCAGACACAAUGUUACGAGACUCAGGAGGAGAAGCAUUUGCACCAAUUCCAUUUGGUGGAAUUUACUUGCCUUUGGAAGUCAUGCCUAACCGAUGCCACUGCUCACCUCUAGUCCUUGCCUAUGAUCAAGCGCAUUUCUCCGCUCUUGUGUCUAUGGAGCAAAAAGAUCAACAAAGGGAACAAGCGGUGAUCCCUCUGACUGAUUCUGAACACAAGUUACUACCUUUGCACUUUGCGGUUGAUCCUGGGAAAGAUUGGGAGUGGGGGAAGGAUGACAAUGAUAACUCCAAGCUGGCCAAUUUGAUUCUGUCUCUGGAGGCAAAGCUUAAUCUUCUGCACAGUUACAUGAAUGUAACCUGGAUACGCAUACCAUCGGAAACACGGGCUCCUCUGGCUCAGCCAGAAUCUCCUACUGCGUCAGCAGGAGAGGAUGUUCAGUCUCUCGCUGAUUCCAUGGACUCCGACAGGGAUUCCAUCUGCAGCAAUUCUAAUGGCAAUAAUGGGAAAAAUGGGAAAGAGAAAGAAAAGCAAAGGAAGGAUAAAGAAAAAAACAGGGCUGAUUCAGUUGCUAACAAACUUGGGAGUCUCAGUAAAACUCUCGGCAUCAAGCUAAAGAAGAAUAUGGGUGGGCUUGGGGGACUAGUGCAUGGCAAAAUGAGCAGAGCAAAUUCAGGAAAUGGGAAAAAUGGGGAGAUCAUUGAGAAAGUCAAAGAGAAGAAGUCCAAGUCACGCAAAGGAAGCAAAGAAGAAUCUGGCCAGUCUGCAAGCACUUCUCCAUCUGAAAAGACAACCCCCUCUCCCACUGAAAAGACAAGCAUUUCGCCUGUUGAAAAAAUGAAUUCUAAAUCCCCUUCAGAUAAACAGUCAGACCCAUGGAAGUACAGUACUGAUGUGAAGCUGAGCCUCAACAUCUUGAGAGCCGCCAUGCAAGGGGAACGGAAGUUCAUCUUUGCUGGCCUCCUCUUGACCAGCCAUAGACAUCAGUUCCAUGAGGAGAUGAUUGGCUAUUACUUGACCAGUGCCCAGGAGCGCUUUAGUGCUGAACAGGAACAGAAGAGGAAAGAGGCGGAGAAGAAGGCUACUCUCAAUGGAUCGUCAUGCAGGAAACUGGAUCAAGAAAUGUACUCAAAAGAGAAGUUGGAAUCAUCUCCUCAGGGAAGGGCAUCACCAGUCUUGCCUCAAAGCCAUACAACUCAACUGGUUUUAAAGUUUAAAGACCGUACUAGUCCCACACCAGGGUCAUUUUCAUCACCUAGCAAUGGUGCCAAGAAAAGUGGACCCAUUCCAUUGUCUGCCCACUAUAGCCAUACACCCCCUGUUCAGAGGCAAAGUGUCAUCCACUUGCACGAUGUCAAUUCCAAGCCAUCAAGCUUCCAGGAUGAUACCUACAAGCCGGUGGUUGGCACCUUAAAAACAUGUGCCACAUAUCCCCAACAGAACCGGUCAUUGUCUUCACAGAGCUAUAGCCCAGCCCGAAUAGCAGGCAUCCGUACUGUAAACACAGUGGAGUCACUGACCUAUGUUAUGCCUACGGACCACAAGUCACAAACAUAUACCAAUGGGUUUAAUACCAGUGACAUCAGAGACUGCUUGGAAUAUGCCGAUGAGGAUGCACCGCAGACCUGGUUGAACAAUGACAAAAAUCGAGGCAGGAGCACAGUUAGCCCGAUGUAUUCAAUCCAGCAGAACCGCUGCAAGAAGGAGAACUGCUCUUUUUAUGGUCGCCCCGAGACUGAAAACUAUUGUUCCUACUGCUAUAAAGAGGAGCUGAAACGCAGGGAACAAGAAAGCAAGGGGCACCGACAUUGAAGGUGAUGGAGCUCUUCCCAUGAAUAUUUAUUUCCUCCAUUUUCUUACUUGUAAGGUAUGUGGCAAUGGAUUACAGGAGGAAGGAAAGGAGAAUCCUGCAGAGGGAUCUGUUGGGAGAAAGGUCCAGCUUAUUUGUUUUUUCCCCUGCAGCAAUGAAAAACUAAGAAUUAAUUUAUCAUAAAGAGUUUAUUAUUUUCCA
Molecule: messenger RNA, 3513 nt
Organism: Lacerta agilis (Sand lizard)
Lineage: Eukaryota; Metazoa; Chordata; Lepidosauria; Squamata; Lacertidae
Gene: OTUD7A
Product: OTU deubiquitinase 7A
Exons: 15
Coding region: 513-3314 (933 amino acids)
Biological process (GO): protein K48-linked deubiquitination; protein K63-linked deubiquitination; protein deubiquitination involved in ubiquitin-dependent protein catabolic process
Cellular component (GO): cytoplasm; nucleus
Molecular function (GO): K63-linked polyubiquitin modification-dependent protein binding; zinc ion binding; cysteine-type deubiquitinase activity
Source: RefSeq, a predicted model, not a curated record